AUGACCACCAGCUCCAUUGACUCGGCCGCCGCGCCAAAGAAGAAGAACGGACACGCCCCGGACCCAGACAACGUCCCGACCCUCCAGUCGCUCGGUGUCCAGCUCGACCCGGACACCCUCCACUAUGUGGAAAACCCCGAGGCCCUUGCCAACGCUCUCGGUGGUAAUGGUGUCAAGGAUGUCUUUUCCAACCCCGUCGUCCUCAGUGCCGCGGCCUGCGCCUGUCUUGGUGGUCUUCUGUUCGGGUUCGACCAGGGUAUCCUCUCCAUUGUCCUCACGAUGAAGCAGUUCCUCACCCAGUUCCCCGAGACUGACAAGGACGCAAACUCCAAGGCCGGUCUGAACAAGGGUGUCAUGACCGGUCUCCUCGAGCUCGGUGCGUUCAUCGGUGCCAUCAUCAGUGGCUUCUUCGCCGACCGCUACAGCCGCAAGGCGUCCAUUGUCUUCGGCUCGGUCUGGUUUGUCAUUGGAAGUGUUAUCCAGUCCGCGGCCUACCAGUUUCCGACCCUCGUCGUCGGCCGCUUCAUCGGCGGAAUCGGGAUCGGCAUCUUGUCGUCAACCGCUCCAAUGUACAUCUCAGAAAUCGCCCCGCCCAACGUAAGAGGUUCGUUCCUCGUCCUAGAGGCCGCCUCGAUCGUAUUUGGCAUCGUUGUGAUGUUCUACAUAACCUACGGAACGCGCCACAUGUCCGGCGACUGGGCCUUCCGUGUCCCCUUCAUUGUCCAAAUGGCUCCUUGCGUCGGCCUGGCUGCUCUCCUGUGGUCGCUCCCCUACUCUCCCCGCUGGCUCGCCCAGGUUGGCCGCGACGAGGAGUCACUCGACAGCCUCGCCCGUCUCCGCCGCCUCCCAAAGACGUCGCCCCUCGUCCAGGCCGAGUGGAUCAGCAUCCGUGCCGAGGCCAUUCGCAACCGUGACGUGCUUGUGACUGCCCACCCUUCUCUGCAGGGCGGAGACUUCAAGAGCGAGGUCAAGCUCGAGGUUGCCGCCUGGGUCGACAUGUUCAAGCCCGGUGUCAUCAAGCGCACAAUGAUCGGCGUGAUGCUCAUGUUCUUCCAGCAAAUGACAGGAAUCAACGCUCUCAUCUACUACUCGCCCACCCUCUUUGAGCAGCUCGGCCUCGACUACGAAAUGCAGAUCACCCUCUCGGGCGUGCUCAACGUUGCCCAGUUUGUUGCCGUCGUCAUGGCCUUCCUCCUCCUUGACAAGGUCGGCCGUCGUCCUCCUCUCAUCUACGGCGCGUUCCUCAUUGCCGCGUCGCACUUUAUUGUCGCUGCCAUGAUCGGCGUUUACUCCAAGGACUGGGCUGCCCACCCCACCCAGGCCUGGGUCGGUGUUGCCUUCCUGUUCGCAUUCAUGAUCUUCUACGGAGUCGGCUGGGCUCCUGUCCCCUGGACGAUGCCUGCCGAGGUCCACUCGUCUUCGCGCCGCGCGAAGGGCGUUGCCAUCACCACCUGCACCAACUGGUUCUUCAACUUUAUCAUUGGCCUCAUUACCCCACCAUUCCUGCAGUCCGCGCCGUACGGAACCUUCAUCUUCUUCGGCGCCUUCGGUUUGCUCGGUGGUAUCUGGGCCAUCUUCAUCGCUCCCGAGACAAAGGGCAAGACGCUCGAGGAGGUCGACAAGCUGUUCCACAACAACGCGGCGGCCGACGAGGACCGCGCCAAGCAGAUGAUCAUCACGAGCAUCUGUGCCGGCGCGCCGUACCAGCCCUCGUGGGCGGUCGGUGACGCUGCCAACGGCGACACCCUGGACAAGAUUGACGGUGGCAAGAACGUGCAGGUCUGGGUUGAGAAGGCGUAA
This is a messenger RNA of Apiotrichum porosum, 1800 nucleotides long. RefSeq lists its product as uncharacterized. The transcript has 8 exons. The record is from RefSeq and is a predicted model, not a curated record. Gene Ontology annotation, cellular component: membrane. NCBI's taxonomy places the organism in Eukaryota, Fungi, Basidiomycota, Tremellomycetes, Trichosporonales, Trichosporonaceae. Gene Ontology annotation, biological process: carbohydrate transport; transmembrane transport. Gene Ontology annotation, molecular function: carbohydrate:proton symporter activity. Bases 1 to 1800 code for a protein of 599 amino acids.